Plodia interpunctella (Indianmeal moth) is the source of this 2143-nucleotide messenger RNA. It is a transcript of the gene Nop56, whose product is annotated as Nop56. NCBI's taxonomy places the organism in Eukaryota, Metazoa, Arthropoda, Insecta, Lepidoptera, Pyralidae. Gene Ontology annotation, molecular function: snoRNA binding. The transcript has 8 exons. The record is from RefSeq and is a predicted model, not a curated record. Gene Ontology annotation, cellular component: small-subunit processome; box C/D methylation guide snoRNP complex. Bases 96 to 1475 code for a protein of 459 amino acids.
UAACCUCAAUCCGAGACCGCUGCGUUUCGGCGAACAAACUAAUCUCACGUGUUUAUCUCCAGUUCUUUAUAAAGAAAUGGAAUAAAAACAUAAAAAUGAGUAAGUUGUACGUUCUGUAUGAGCAUAGCGCGGGCUUCGCCCUCUUUCGAGUGACUGAGUUCGAAGAGCUGGCAGCUUUCCUGCCGCAGGUGGAGGAGUCAGUCACAGACCUUCAGCGAUUCAACUCUGUCGUGACCCUAAUAGCGUUCCAGCCCUUCAAAUCUGCCGUUACUGCUUUGGAAAACAUAAAUGCCAUAUCAGAAGGUAUUGUAUCAGAGGACUUGAAUUUAUUCCUGGAAGGAGCAUUGCCAAAGAAGAAGAAGCGGUCAAAAUGCACCCUGGGGGUGUUGGACCCCAAGCUGGGGGCAGCCAUCAGCGAGGCCAUGGAGAUCCCCUGCUCCCAUACUGGAGCUGUUCCAGAGAUAUUGAGAGGUAUCCGCCACCACUUCCACGCGCUCAUCAAAGGGCUGACUCGGAAGGCGUGCAGCGUGGCCCAGCUGGGACUGGGGCACUCAUACUCGAGAGCUCGAGUCAAGUUCAACGUGCACCGGGUGGACAACAUGAUCAUACAGUCCAUUGCUCUGCUGGACCAGCUGGAUAAGGAUAUUAACACGUUUUCUAUGAGAAUCAGAGAGUGGUACUCAUACCACUUCCCAGAGCUUGUAAGCAUAGUUCCAGAGAACCACCUGUACACAAAAUGUGCGGAAUACAUCAAAGACCGCAAGACUCUAUCCGAGGAGUCCUUGGACACCCUGACUGAGAUCCUGGGGGAUUCUGAGAAGGCACAGGCAAUCAUAGACGCUUCCAAAAUGUCUAUGGGAAUGGACAUUUCGCCUGUUGAUUUGAUUAAUAUACAGAUGUUUGCCGGUCGUGUGGUGGCUUUGAGUAAUUACAGGAAACAGAUAUCAGAGUAUUUGCACACAAAGAUGAACAGCGUGGCACCCAACCUGACCACCCUGGUGGGAGACCAGGUGGGGGCCCGUCUCAUCUCCAAGGCGGGGUCAUUGACCAAUCUGGCCAAGUAUCCCGCUUCCACACUGCAGAUUUUGGGUGCGGAGAAAGCGCUCUUCCGCGCGCUGAAGACGCGGUCCAACACUCCGAAGUACGGGCUGCUGUACCACUCCACCUUCAUCGGCCGCGCCGGCCUCAAGAACAAGGGCCGCAUCAGCCGCUACCUCGCCAACAAGUGCUCUAUCGCCAGCAGGAUCGACUGCUUCUCUGAAAACCAAACCACCGUAUUCGGGGAAAAACUACGCCAGCAAGUCGAAGACCGUUUGAAAUUCUACGAAACUGGCGACAUACCUAAGAAGAACAUCGAAGUCAUGAAGGAAGCUAUAGAGGAGGCCACCCAGAUCGUUCAGGACGCCACAUCCAGCGCUAAAAAGAAGAAAAAGAAGAAGAAAAAGGAACAGCCUGAAGCUAUGGACGAGGAUUAGUGUUUGCAGUGACUGGAAAUAAAUAAUAUUCUAAUUGGGAAAGGGAUGGAAUUUGACUUAGUAUGGCGUUGUCACUUCAGUCUUCCUCAAAUCUCAAAGAGGGUUGUCGUCUGGCAGGCGGCUGGUCGUAAAGUUACAACCGAAUCUUCGAAUUCAGUCAGACCACCCCAUACCGUGUUCGUAAAGAAAUAAUAAACCAGUGAAUUGAAAUGUAAGGCCGUUUUAUGAUGGGAUCUAGACUAUUUAGGACUUUUUUCGAAAUAGUUGAUGGUAUUUGAAGUGGUAUCUAUAUAAUUACGAUUGAACUGAGGACAAUAUUUUCUUCGAGGUCUUAUUGUACAUUUUAUAUUACAUGAUGGCCUAUUAUCUCUUUUUCAAGCUAGUUGCAUUAUCUAUUGCCAGUCAUUGUACAAGUUUUUCACAGCGCAAGUGAUAACUUUAUACUUGUUAUUUUAAGAAUAGAUUUAUUUUAUAAGGGCGACUGACAAUGUAUGUGUACAUUUAUACAAUUUCAUUCAUUUAGUUACUAUUUCCUAAACAAAAAUCCUGGUAGAGAAUUCUUUGUAUUAUUCUGUGUAGGUAACAACAGUAGGUUUUAAUGUAACUAAACGAAUGAUAUAAACGUUAGUCUAUGUGAACUUUGAUUAAAUAAAUAUAUUGAAAGUUCA